GUAUUGGGGGGAGGGAGGGUCAGGGGCAAGGCUAAGGUUGUAUACGUGAUUUCGGGUAGCAAGGUAACGUCCUCUCCUUCCUCGCCCUGGGCCGCCCCGGAGCAUUAAGUGAUGGCCGAAGGUUAUGUUUAAAUAUCCCUUCCUCUUCUUUCACACACUGUAGCCUAAGACUCGCCGCCCAUUGGUUGCCGAUGUAGUCACGUGACCGUAACGAAGACCGCGACUUCCGUGUCUUUAGAAAUUUCCCGGAACCCUUCGUGUUGGUUGCGUUUGGUUCGUCCUCGGCCGCCCUGCUGCUUAGGUUCACUGUGUCCUGCUUGGUGGUGACUGGCGCCGCACGCGUCACCGAUGAGGUUGUGUUUUUGUGCAGGCCAGUGUGGCUUGUGCCCAGGUGAAGGAAACAGGCAGAGACAGGCAGCACACACGAGGCGGGAGGGUGCGACAGAAAGGCCGCUGAGCGAAAGCUGCGGAAGAAACUCGUGAAUUUGGAGCAGCGCGGUGAGGCUGGCGGACAGUAGAGCACUCACGGUGGCCGCCAGCGACUCGCCUGCGUUAUUUAGCGACCAGCGCUCGUCCACGCGGGGCUCAGGUGCGGCUCACACCUGCGGGGAAACAGCGCACAGCCAUUGGAGCGUCGCUGCGGGAGAAAGAGAGAGAGUGGCCGUAAAGCGGAGUGGCUCUCACCGGGUGGAAAACAGUGCCGCGCGGGUAGAAAGUCUGUUAGUGCAGUGAACUGUCGGAAGUGUCACGGCUGGGCCUCGGCCAGGCAGCUCUUGUGUAACGACCGGAAAGUGACCUUGUGUUGGCCUGACCCUGACCUUGACGGGUCGCACGAGCGGCAGGGGGGGGCAGGAGCGUUGACCCCGCCAGUGACUGGGCAACAUGUGGCCGUAGCGCUCCUCGAGGACAACGCGGACUGGCCAGGACAGCCAGUCACUCCGCAGCCUCACCCGCGCCCGUCAGCGCGUGUCGCCCUGCCUCGCUGCACCGCUAUGGAGGAGGCGUCACUCGAGGCGCCCUGACCAUCACUGCCUCGACAGUGUGUGCACACGGGAACUCAUAAGCGGGACUAAGAGACUCUUCGUGAUGUCAGUUCACACGGGGGAGUACUGGGUUGAUCGAGGCUUGUGUCCGCAAUACUACGCGCUCGGGGACUUCAACUACCCAGCUGCGAGUGAUCCUAGCCUGUCCUCCAAGGCGGAGAGGGCCGCCCCGCCCCAUCCGACACACGCCGACCUGCUGCACUGCUCCGUUGACGGCGGCGGCAGUGACGGCUACCACAGCUCCACGCCCGAUGACCUCGCCUCGGAGUGCUCGCCCGGGUCCGAAGCCGUGGGGCAAGGCCUGGCCAAGGAGCAGGGCGGCACGGAUCCGGUGAGCGAGGCCUACCCCAACUUGGAGUUCUACCAGGCGGCCUACCCCGCCACCACCGACCUCAGCAGCCUCAACCCCGCCUACACCUAUGGCGGCGGUGGCUCCGCCUCGGCAGGAGCCUGGCCCGCCCUGCAGAUGGGCGCCGCUGAGCGGGACGCCAGCCAGGCCGUGGAGCACUUCAUCCCCCCGGAGACAACGCCGUCACUCGUCACUCACUACAAGCCCCUCAGGAUCCGCCGCCGCCCUCCCAAGAUCGUCGGCAAUGAAACGCUGCGCAAAAGAAGACUUGCCGCCAACGCGAGGGAGAGGCGGCGGAUGAACGGCCUCAACGACGCCUUCGAGAAGCUGCGGGAGGUGGUGCCGGCCCUGGGGAACGACAGGAAACUCUCAAAGUUCGAGACGCUACAGAUGGCGCAGACCUACAUCACCGCCCUGGCCGAGCUGCUGAGGCGGGCCGACGCCGAGGCCGCGGCGGCCUGCGAGGAGGGCGGCCGCGAGGUGUGCUGACGGCCCUGCCCGGAGCUGCUGAGGCGCGUGGCGAGGCCACACGCCCCUAUCGAGUAGCAAGAAGACGCUUACACCUCCUGGACCUGUGCCCACGCUAAAAACUCAGAGUGAAAUCGUGUGUGACGAGUAAUACACUAGAUAAAUGACGUUAUUCCACAUCGUAUUAGUAUUUCAUUUAAAGAAUCAAACGGACAGAAAACAAGAAAAUUUAUAGAAUAUUUGAUAUUUACAAUAUAAAUCCAAGAAGUGGACACCUCAAAAUUGACUCGUGUGACGGUGUUCUGUGCUGGCGUGUGUGCACAGUGCUCGAUGAAAAAAACUCACGCGUGACGGGUGCAGGAACUCCUCACCGUGUUUGGAUAGCAAUACCAUUAGUGAACUUAAUAUAAUGACGUUUUAUGAUUUAGUCUAUCUUUUUGCGUUACAGUAAGAAGGUGCUUAUGUGUGUGUGUGUGUGUGUGUGUGUGUGUGUGUGUGUGUGUGCGCGUGUGUGUGUGUGUGUGUGUGUGUGUGAGUGUUCUACCCAUCCCUGCAGCAGUAUUACAGCCAGUAGCAGCCAGCAGCCAGCAGCCCGCCCCCGCUCGCCGCCCCCGCCGCCCCGGCUUGCCAGCAGCGGGCGGGGGUCGGGCUGGCCGCAGCGCCACGCCCCAGCCUGCCCAUAGUUUACGCGUCCGUGUCCCCGUGUAAGGACGUUACGAGGUGCUGUUCGUUUCCCGUUGAAUUUUUUCGUCCGCUGUUGUGUUAAAAUUGUUGUUACUCAGAUACAUUAUUCUAUUGUUGAUUCUUGGCAGGCAGAGAGGCGCUGCCAUUGUGAUAUAGAAACCUCUUAUUUAUUUUCGUGAGAUAUUUUUGUACAUAUAAAUUAUAUAUUGAGAGAGAUGUAUGACGCCCGGAAAACUGUCCUUCGUUGAUUUUUUAUAUGACUAUUAAAUGAGAUCAAAUGCUUCACCCUUUCAUUGCCGCCACCAAUAGGAUGGGGGAGGGAGGAGAGGGCAGGGAGAGCAUUGACCAUAUACUCAAACACUUCGGGGCUCACACACACACACACACACACACACACACACACACACACACACACACACACACACACACACACAUUUGAUCAGACUCUUGUAGAGGCUGUGUUACUAUUUCCAAGGGUAGUUUGAUGAGUCGAAUUACGGCUUGAGAACUUCUGCACCAGAACCUAAAGAACAGCCAUGAGAACCCGACUAUCUCCCUCGUGGCCUUUGGAAAUGCGUUGCCGUGAGAGCCGAAAGCGUCUGAGAACACGGGCCUGGGAGUGAGGGAGAGGCUAUAAGGGGCUUGGAAGGGGAGCAGGGAUGAACAGACGCACGAAUAAUCAAUCAGUCAAUCAAUGGAGGCAUACGCCGGGGGGCAUGUCACCUCGCCCACCCUACGACGCCAAGUCCGAGGGUCCCUCCGGGCGAGUCUCCAUGUAGGCCCCCUUUCCAUCCUGAGCACCUCUCAGCAUGAUCUAUCGACUUGCUCAAGCCAUGAGCUCCGUGGGCGUCCCCUUGGCCUCCUCCACUCUUACAGAGACAACCCGAUGAACAGGAUCUGUUUCUGGGUAACGUGCCACGCGCCGGUAUAGAAGGAGUUGCCGUUGACGGACUAUGCAGGUAAUAUAUGUCGAAUAAGUCUCACGGAGUAGUCGCCGGUUUGACACAAAGUCAUUCCAGCGAUAUCCCAUGAUUCUGCGGAGAAACUUAUUACCAAGGGCAUCAAUUCGCCUCUCCGUCAGAGACAGAAAUUUCAUUAAGAAAAAACACGCCCACUUAUAAAACA
Eriocheir sinensis (Chinese mitten crab) is the source of this 3669-nucleotide messenger RNA. RefSeq names its product protein dimmed-like. The transcript has a single exon. Bases 1087 to 1881 code for a protein of 264 amino acids. Lineage: Eukaryota; Metazoa; Arthropoda; Malacostraca; Decapoda; Varunidae. Gene Ontology annotation, molecular function: protein dimerization activity. The record is from RefSeq and is a predicted model, not a curated record.